Molecule: messenger RNA, 162 nt
Organism: Dentiscutata erythropus
Lineage: Eukaryota; Fungi; Glomeromycota; Glomeromycetes; Diversisporales; Gigasporaceae
Source: the annotation of a GenBank genome assembly
AUGUCUGAAGGGGUAAAAAGAAUUAUUUGUUUGGCUUUAUUUACUACAAUUUUAAUUCUUACAAUUCUUUGUCUAUCACUUGCAUUGGCAAAAGUCAAACUUUUUGAUCAAACUAAUGGUAUUCUUAAGUAUAAUAAAGGAAUUGAUAUGCAUAAGAACUAA